AUAUUGUAUACUUUAGCACGUGUAACAAUUUUUAUAAAACAAGAGAUCCAAUAAUAAUAGAUAAUUCCGAGAGUUUUUUUUUAAAGGCAUAGUUUUGCCUUCUCGCAAAUUGAUUGAUUUAAUCAAAUUGAUCGAUUUGCACGAAUUUAUAAGAAACGGCGCGAAAAACUGCAGUUCCGAAUCAGCGAUCCGCGACCGUGAUCGAUGAUGCAUACGAUGACUAGACUGAAACAUAAAGAGAAAAGAAAAAAAAGCGAGAAUAGACGCUUGUCUGUCACGCGUUUACGCGGUGAAAGUAUUUUGAUUCGGAAGGGGGAGUUCACCUGCGGACAGGUAAUAAAGCGGCAGACGGCACCUCGACAUUGAACGAACUUGAAUUUACCGUCAGUUCACGGUCGUUCGUUCGAGCUUACCGUUUCUAUCGGCACCAUGCGUACGAUUCUGCUGCUCACCUUCCUGGCAAACGCCAAUCUCAAUGGAUACGCAGAGGAAAUUUGGCAGCAGGACCUGUCUAAAGACAUGCAGAUAGGUGCAUCCACCGAAGGCUACGAUCGCGUAGGAUUGCGAUGCGGCGCCGAAAAGAUGACCGUGGAGCUCAGGACGACGGAGGAUUUUUCAGGAGUGAUCUACACUCAGGGUAACUUUUACUCCAGAGAACCGUCCUGCUUCCUCGACCCAGUUCGCGGUAGAAGUUUCACUAUGAGCAUCCCUUUGAACAAAUGCGAUACUGAAAGGAAUGGAGAGAAAUACAGCAACGUCGUGGUCAUCCAGCACGAUGAUGAGCUAUUGACUCCGGGUGAUGCUGCUUUUACGUUAGAAUGUGACUUCUCAAAACCGCGUGAUCUCACGGUAACAGCGAAUUUAAAUGGAAGCAAGAAAAGGUACACUAGAUCGAGUAUAGCUCUCGUUGACGCCGAUCCAGGAAGGAACAGGAGAAAAAGGGCGGCGUAUGUGGAAAGCUACAAUGACGAAGUUGUUUUCGUGCCGCAAAAAGCGUAUCGUAAGACAAACAAUGAAUUGUGAGAUACCAGUAUGUGCUAGCUAUAAUAAAGGACUAAAUGUGCAUUUUGCCCUUUUCUUUCGCUGCGAAACUUUCCCGGCUGAUAAUCGCCGUUCAUAAAUUUUUCACUUAUAAUUUCGCAAGUUUUCCACUGGCACAAUCUGGUGGUCUCUCCGCAAAUUCUACAGUUUUUUUUUUUACACUGAGCAUGUUCAGCGAACGCAACAAUUGUCGAUGACAACAAUAAUUAUCUUUGAUAUAUCCAUACUUGAUAGGUCCAUUAAAUUAAGUUUUCCUUUUCCAAAAAGAUUGAUCAUUUAAUUCGCGUUUGCUGAACGUGAUCAUCACAC
Messenger RNA from Formica exsecta, 1350 nucleotides. RefSeq lists its product as uncharacterized. NCBI's taxonomy places the organism in Eukaryota, Metazoa, Arthropoda, Insecta, Hymenoptera, Formicidae. The record is from RefSeq and is a predicted model, not a curated record. The transcript has 4 exons. Bases 430 to 1023 code for a protein of 197 amino acids.